CCAGACGAAAUGAAGUCAGCCAUACUUUCAGUUGCUUUGCUGCUCCUCUUGAAUUUGGAUUUGAUGACCUCUCAAGGUGUGAGCGAUUGUCUCCUUCCAAAAGUGACAGGACUUUGCAGAGCACGUUUCCCGCGAUUUUAUUUCAAUGAGGCCAAAGGUCGCUGCGAAGGAUUCACCUUUGGUGGUUGCGGUGGAAAUGGAAAUAAUUUCAAAACAUUGAAAGAAUGCAAACAAACGUGUAUAUGUCCCCUUCCACCUCAGACAGGACACUGCAGAGGAUACUUUCCGAGAUACCACUUUGAUGAGGCCAGCGGUCAGUGUGAGAAGUUCAUCUACGGUGGUUGCGGAGGAAAUGAAAAUAAUUUUAAAACUUUGAAAGAAUGCCAACAAACUUGUAAGUUUCUUGGAUUCAAAAAAAUAUAG
Messenger RNA from Pocillopora damicornis (cauliflower coral), 423 nucleotides. Its product is annotated as actinia tenebrosa protease inhibitors. The record is from RefSeq and is a predicted model, not a curated record. NCBI's taxonomy places the organism in Eukaryota, Metazoa, Cnidaria, Anthozoa, Scleractinia, Pocilloporidae. Gene Ontology annotation, molecular function: serine-type endopeptidase inhibitor activity.